AUGGCGACGCUUCUGGGGUCCGAGUCCCCUUGGACUGGAGGAAAACGAAGCAGUCGCAAUGACAAUAUCAUUGCGAAGAUCACACACAGUCAGAUCGCAGGCCAGGGUUUCAGCCGAGGGACACAGGUAAGACAACUAGUGCGAUUUCUUGGCAAUGAAGGUAUCUGAAAAGGGGGAGGACUGGCAAUCCUGGGAUUGCGUUUGUAACCCUGCUGAGAGCUCGCUAACGUUAGCAUAUAUAGGGAUGAAGUAGCUAGCUAGCUGUUUACCUGGCUUUCUGGUUAGUUGGCUAACAUUAGCUGUAUAUGCUACAAAAUGUGAUCUUUUCGCUACAUGAAAGUCGGAAUACACAUCGCAAACUAGUUAACGUUAGCUACUUACAAUAAAAUGCCAGCUGACAACCUUCAUGUAGCCUACACUAGCUAGCUCUUUUGUUGAUUAAGAAAUCGUUUUGGCUAGCUAGCUAGUAUUUACGCCAUCUAGCUUACUUGCUAACCAUAGUUAGCUAGUUUGUUAGCUGUACUUAACGUUAGUAGCUAGCUAUCUGUGGUAGUAUCGUAUUUGUUUGUCUGAUCCCAUCCAUAAUAUUCUAUGCAAUUGGCAUCUGUAUUUAGUUAUAUUACUGUUGUUAUAUCAGCGAGUUACCUAACAUUUUUGAUGAGUUUGCGAAACUGAAUGAGUGCGCCACUGCUAGCUCGCUUGCAGUUAAUGUUAACUAGCGAACUAUACUAGCUUGGUUUUAGGUUUGAUCAGCGAAUUGGGAGCAAAUUUUAUUUUGACAGGCUGUUUCCAUUUGCUAUCUAGGUAGUAGAACAAACGCGAAAUAAUUUGGAACAGCACGCGUGAUUACGUAACGUUAACGACACCAUCCACACGUAGUUAUAGCUGGCUAGCCAGCCCCCAGCUAUUUUCGUUACCAUAAAUAGGUGCCGCCCAUCUGUGACUGGGCACGGCUCAGUCAUACUGCUAACAGGUAUUUUACCUAACUAGCUACCUGUUUUUGCUCAUGUGAGCCUCACAUUACUAGCCAGCUAAAUAAACCUUACACAGGCAAAAGCUUUUCUCUUUCAUGCACUGUUGAAAAAUCAACGGCACCUUUUUUGCAAAUAAUAUUGAGGAAUUUAUACAUGAUACACUCAUUCAUGUGUGUUUACAAAAGGCUUCAGUAGACUAGAUGGUGGCUAUUUAAAACAAACCUCUUGAAUUAUACAUUUAACAUGAAGAGCUCACUUAGCCCCAGACUGCACUUCUUGCAUAGCUGUCUGUGCUACCCUGUCCUAGAAUUACAUUUAUAUUUUAGUCAUUUAGCAGACGCUCUUAUCCAGAGCGACUUACAGUUAGUGAAUACAUAUUCUAUUUUUUAUUUUUUUCAUACUGGUCCCCCGUGGGAAUCGAACCCACAACCCUGGCGUUGCAAACGCCAUGCUCUAUCAACUGAGCUACAUCCCUGCCGGCCAUUCCCUCCCCUACCCUGGACGACGCUAGGCCAAUUGUGCGCCGCCCAUGAGUCUCCCAGUCGCGGCCGGCUGCGACAGAGCCUGGAUCUCUAGUGGCACAGCUAGCACUGUGAUGCAGUGCCUUAGACCACUGCGCCACUUACCCCCUCAGACUCCCUGCCCUUCUUCUUCAAAUCACAUUUUAUUUGCCACAUGUGCCGAAUACAACAGGUGUAGACCUUACAAUGACAUGCUUACUUACAAGCCCUUAACCAACAAUGCAGUUUUAAGAAAAAAAGUGUUAAGUAAAAAAAUAAAAUAAAGAGCAGCAGUAAAAUACAAUAACAGUAGGGAGGCUAUAUACAGGGGGUACUGGUACAGAGUUAAUGAGCGGGGGCACCGGUUAGGCGAGGUAAGCCCCCAGUGUAGCUCAGUUGGUAGAGCAUGGCGUUUGCAACGCCAGGGUUGUGGGUUCGAUUCCCACGGGGGGCCAGUAUAAAAAUGUAUGCACUCACUAACUGUAAGUUGCUCUGGAUAAGAGCGUCUGCUAAAUGACUAAAAUGUAAUUGAGGUAAUAUGUACAUGUGGGUAUAUAAUGGCGGUCCUCAAACAAACGUUUACAGUGCAUGCUACCACCUACUGUGCUGGAAUGUACGAUCAAUCAUGAUCUACCCAAUUCUGUACUACCAUGAAAAUAGAAUUCAAAACCAAAUAAAUCCCUACUAACUUCUAUCACAACCUCUCCCAAAAACCCUCCCUACCCCAUUAAACUUUAUCUAUAUCAUGCUGAAACACUCCACCCUUAGGAUUGUUCAGCAUGUCAACAACCAUUUCAACAGUAACAUCUGUUACCCCCAAUAUCUCUUUUGCCGUCUCCACAAUAACUUUCAACCUGGCAUUUCUGCUUUCUAAUCAAAUGUUAUUUGUCACAUGCACCGAAUACAACAGGUGUAGACCUUAUCGUGAAAUGCUUACUUAUAAGCCCUUAACCAACAAUGCAGAGUAUUUUUUUUUUUUUAAGUAUGAAAAUAAUUGCUUAAAAAAACAUUUAUUAUUAUUAUUAUUAUUAUUAUAACACAAUAAAAUAACAAGAACGAGACUAUAUACAGGGGGUACCGGUACCGAAUCAAUGUGUGGGGGUACAGGUUAGUCGAGGUAAUUUAGGUAAUAUGUACAUGAAAGUAGGGGUAAAGUGACUAUGCAUAGAUAAUAAACAGCGAGUAGCAGCAGUGUAAAAAAGGUGGUCAAUGCAAAUAGUCUGGGUAGCCAUUUGAUUAACUGUUUAGCAGUCUUAUGGCUUGGGGAUAGAACCACAACCCGAGUCGUAUUGAUAACCGUACCAAUAAAAGCUAUGAAGUCAACUCAUGAGCGCAGGAUUUCUGAACAGGUCUGGAAACCAUGCCAGGACCAGCAGAAGCACCAGCCCCGACAUUAGGUCCACUUAGUACAGGAGCAGCCAUGGAAGCUCCACCAGUCCGCACUGUAGUUCCCCCAAUCUGUCUUACAGCCUCUGCUCAUGGCUGAUUCUAUAUCACUGAGCCUCUCUAGCCUCUCUCUGGACCUGGCAUCCACCAAAUGCUGCACUAUGUUCCCCCCACACUUCAUCUUCAGAUUGCUCCCACAUUCACCGUAAUCAUGUUCCCCUCCACACUUGGCACAUAUUUUAUUUCCUUUACACUGAACAACUAGUUGUUUAAAAUGUAAAACGCUGCAAUGGGGAUGGGACAAAUUCUCUGACGUUGAAACUAAGGAAUCCUAUCUGUACUUUUCCAGGCAAAACCUUCUCAAACCUCAGCAGCACUGAUAAGCUUUCAUUUCUUUGACUCAUUCUCUUCUUGUGAAAUGUGGCCUGCUUAACUCACUGCCAACUUGCCCUAAAGAAUAGAACAGGCAUAUGUGUUGCUCUAUUGAUUCCAAUAAAAAGUCUCAAAUGGCAGUUUGAGCCUCAUUCCUCUCAAAGUUUCAAUAAUAAUUGAGUUAUGAGAACUGAAAGUUAUAUUGUGCUCCAUUUGUGAGGGAUUUCAUUUGGGCAUGAUUUGGAAUUACUUCUGAGAGGAAGUGAUUAUUUUGCACUAACAUCUAAGACCUAGGCUUUUAUUAAAUCUGUCUGAGGUUGUGUGGGUGUGCGGAGGGUAGGGUAAAAUGACCAACUGUCUGUGUUCUGGGGGCAUUCUCUAAGCUCUUGCAUAUUUCCUGGAUUCACCGCUCAUUCAUUGUGUUCCAGCUCCCAGAGGCGCUGCUCCAGGAGAGAGAUAAGAGGGCCAAAUGGCAUGGCAUCCCUGAGCUGCUGCAGAAGCUCCAUGAGAGCAGCCAUCCUAACAGUGACCUCUCCCAAACACACAGUGUACUAAAGGUACCCACAUAAUAAAUACACCACACCAUCAACAAAGCGCAGGCUCCUAGGCUAUAUGAGCCAACUGAUUGUGUAUAAUUGACUCUAAGAUUAACACCAGGCCUAAUUAUCUGUUAUUUUUUACAGGAACUAUCAUCCCUACUUUCCAUGGAGGCAAUGUCUUUUGUCACAGAAGACAGGAAGAGUGCUCAAGAAUCCACCUUUCCCAACACAUACACCUUUGACCUCUUUGGUGGAGUAGAUGUAGGUUUACAUCCUGUUUAUUGUGCUCUUGCUGCUAGUGUGUUCUGUGCUGUGAUGGAAAGUAAUGAGUGAUUCAUACUGCAGUGUAUCAGUGCCUUCUGAGAUAUUAUCAGGUCACGUUUGUUCAUUGCAUUCCUAUUUUUUGUCCAUUCAAAGCUGCUUGUAGAGAUCUUGAUGAGGCCUACACUCACUAUGCAGAAGAAGAAACCUAAAAGUAAGCAGUAAACACUUAGGUCUGAUAUAAUUUCUCUCUGAAGGCUGCACUUUUGACAUAAGGGACCUUUGCUAUUCAUGUCUGUGUGUCUUGUCCCUGCAGUGAAUGAUGACUUGGUCAAGGACUGCCUUAGUGUUCUUUACAACUGCUGCAUAUGUGUAAGUACCCUUGCCGCAGACCAUCACUUCAUAUGCAAAAAAAAGAAGGAAUCAUGUCUGCCUUUUCUUCUAUAAACAUUCAUUAAUCGUCAAAUCUCUCCUCCAAAUAUUCUCAGACGGAAGGGGUAACAAAGAGCCUUGCAGCCAGAGAUGACUUUGUCCUGUUUCUCUUCACCUUGAUGACGAACAAGAAGACGUUUCUACAGACUGCCACUUUAAUCGAGGAUAUUCUUGGCGUCAAGAAGGUCAGAGCAACUUUAUGACAAAAUCUUUCACAAAUAUUGCUCACCCUGAGAGUAUGAAGGUUUGCUCUAGGCAGAGAUUUUGUGUCCAUGAUCAUGUUAUGCUAAUGGUGAUCCAUAUAUUUUGGUCCUCUCUCUGCCCCAGGACAUGAUCCAGUUGGAGGGGAUUCCUAACCUGUCUGGUCUGGUCCAGAGCUUCGACCAGCAGCAGCUGGCUAACUUCUGUCGCAUCCUCUCUGUCACCAUCUCAGAACCCGACGUAGGGAAAUGACGACAAACACACCUUGCUUGCCAAGAAUGCACAGCAGAAACGCAACGCAAGCCCCUCACGUGCAGAGGUCAAUCAAGGUAGGACAGGGAUACGGAAACACAGUGAAGAAAUUAAACAUUUUAUUCUCACUCUUUAGCUCAAUUACCCUUUCUUAGGGUCUUGUUAAAAUAUUGGUUUGAUUAAUCUGUUGAUUUGUAGUACUCCUUUGAUUUGAUCACUUUUGGAACGAAUAAGGGUUUCUCCUCAGUGCUUAACCUAAAACUGUUGUAGAGUACAAGAUCAAUGAAUGAGCCCACCCUGUUCCCAGUGACCCUCCUGAACAUCCCGGGCUUCAUCGAGCGCCUGUGUAAACUGGCCACCAGGAAGGUGUCUGAGGCCACCGGGGCGUCUAACUUCCUGCAGGAGCUGGAGGACUGGUACACGUGGCUGGACAACGCCUUGGUGCUGGACGCCCUCAUGCAGAUGGCCACGGAGGAGGCUGAGCACAGCAGUACAGGUCAGCAGCCUCUCUCCUCCUGCUCUGGACCACUGCCUUAAACAACAGUUAUCACUGAAAAGGUCUAACAUUAGAUGCGCCAUUCUGCCUGUGAAAUGUUUAUUUAUAGCACUAUACAGAAAUAUCCUGGACAUCUCGGUUGUCCUCUGUUGUCACCUACCCUUGUACCUCUGUACCUGUCUAUGAAAAUGUAUUCUAAUUUCAUUUUUUUUUCAUCAUGUUGUGUCUCCUCCACAGAGUCAUCAGAUGAGAGUUCGAUGGCCACCAGCCCUCUGAGGCACCGUUUGCCCCAGUCCAUGAAGAUUGUCCAUGAGAUCAUGUACAAGGUGGAGGUGCUCUAUGUGCUCUGUGUGCUGCUAAUGGGCCGUCAGAGGAACCAGGUGAGGGGCUGGGGGACAGAGCAGACGCCUCGCCUAAUACAGGGCAGGGCUCUCUCGGGAGUAGGCACUCCUGUGCGCUUGCAUGUAUUUGACCACCUGAUGCGUCUUCCUCAGGUACACAAGAUGUUAGCAGAGUUCCGUCUGAUCCCAGGCCUCAACAACCUGUUUGACAAGCUGAUCUGGAGGAAGCACACCUCGUCCGAUCACGUGGUGCAUGGCCAGAACGAGAACUGUGACUGCAGUCCGGUAAGCAGUGCACUCGUCUCUCACUGAGCUGUCACUGGACAUGAUCAGUGGCUUUUUCUAGGAUUCUCACUCUGGGUACAUAUUUCCAUUGCUGUGUUUUAACAUUUGUAAUAUCAAUCACUCUGAUUCUGUCCUUCCCUUUAGGAAAUAUCAUUCAAAAUCCAGUUUCUGAGGCUUCUCCAGAGCUUCAGUGACCACCAUGAGUGAGUAACCUUCAAACAGUCUAUUUGACCGAAAGUUCCCUGCCAGCUUCACUUGAAUUUAACAAACAACAUUUUCUUUAUUUCAGGAACAAGUACCUGCUUCUGAACAGUCAGGAGCUGAACGAGCUGAGUGCCAUUUCUCUGAAGGCCAACAUACCGGAGGUGGAGGCCUUAGUCAAUACAGACAGGUAUGCAUCCUCUGGUCCCAUCAUCUACUUCCACCUUUUUGACUCCACCCUCAAUACUUCACACUACAGUGCAAAAGAGGCAUUGUGUUCUCCGAAACCUCAAAUGCAAUACCAUAUUGUGUGUCUAAAUCUGUUGUGAGUGAUUCACACUAAUGCCUUCUCCCUGUCUCCUUGUGCUCCUCCAGGAGUCUAGUGUGUGAUGGGAAGAAGGGUCUCCUCACACGUCUGCUCGCCGUCAUGAAGAGGGAACCUCCAGACUCCUCCUUCAGGUUCUGGCAGGCCAGGGCAGUGGAGAGUUUCCUCCGUGGAGCCACCUCCUAUGCGGACCAGAUGUUUCUGCUGAAGAGGGGGCUACUAGAACACAUCCUGUUCUGCAUCAUAGACAGCGGCUGUAAGUCGAGAGACGUCCUGCAGAGCUACUUUGACCUGCUGGGGGAACUCAUGAAGUUCAACAUCGAUGCCUUCAAGAGGUUCAACAAAUACGUCAGCACAGACGACAAGGUGAAACCCUUAGCAAGUAGCAACCCCCCUCAAUGUGAGAGGACCCUGUCAGUCCUUACAUCGUCCCUGAAAAUACAUGAAAUAAAGCAAUAUAGAUUAUUAUAGUCAUAUUUAAGUAAUCUCAAUGUACCCAGGGUUGUGCAAUGUGUAUGUUCUAUAAUGCUGUGUGUCUCAUCCCUUUGUUCGGCUCGGCUGCAGUUCCAGACCUUCAUGACCCAGAUCAACAGUUCCCUGGUGGACUCCAACAUGCUGGUGCGCUGCAUCGUCCUUUCCCUCGACCGCUUCGAGAGCCAGACAGAGGACGUGAAAGGUAAACCACCCUGUCUAUUCCCAUACUAAGGAAAUGGAACGAUGAGAGAGGGUCAGAUGUAGGAUCUCAAGCUGCCAAUGUUGGAAUGAAUUCAAUCUUUGAGUGCGUUAUAAUGGUGCUGUUCCUGCUGUAAUUGUUGCUGACUGUGGUCCUGCAGUGGUGGAGGUGCUGUCUGAAUGCUGUCUGCUGUCCUACAUGGCCCGGGUGGAGAACAGGCUAUCCUUCCUCUUCAGGCUGGUCAACAUCAUCAACGUGCAGACUCUCACACAGGUCUCUCUAACACCGGACACACACACACCUCUGUACCUCUCUUUCAGGUUAAGAUGAAUGUAUCCUCAGUUACUUAGGGUUUGAGGUUGUUGUUCUCCAACAUGUGGCGCUGACCUGUCCCCCUCUGCCCUGCCCAUCCCUUGGCCCAGGAGAAUGUGAGCUGUCUGAACACCAGCCUGGUGGUCCUGAUGCUAGCCAGGAGGCGGGGCAAGCUGCCCUUCUACCUCAACACAUUGAGAGAGAAGGAGUAUGCAGAGAAAUACCCCGGCUGCCUGCUAAACAACUUCCACAACCUUCUGCGCUUCUGGCAACGCCACUACCUCAACAAGGACAAGGACAGCACCUGUCUGGAGAACGUGAGUGUCCUCUCCUCACUCUGCUCUGUCCCAAACGGGAAAACCGUCAAACUUACCAAUAGUAUAUUGUACGUUCAGAUUCUUUCAUUUUCUUCUAAAAAAGUUAUGCAGGGAUGCGAACUUGCCACUUUUUGGCGAUAUUCGCAGUUUUUAUCUCAAAAUAGGUCAUCCACAUGAAUCGUGUAAAUCCGUUUUUAAAAAAUCAAACGUUUGGGGGGGGUCUGACAAAGUGCGCAGACGCAGAGUGUAUCACCCAUUGAGCUAUAAAAGAGAGGCGCGAACAGAAUCUCAAUUGCACACUCCUCGCGUCCUCUCUCCUCGCCUCCUUCUCAAAACCCAUUGGAGGAGAAGGUCAGAGGGGAGGGACCUCUGGCUUUCUCAUCCAUUGGGUUUUGAGGAGCAAGGAGUAUGCACUUGAGAUUUUCCCACUGUGUACUCACUAACGUUACCUUCUCUGGCGGCUGUGUACUCACUAACGUUACCUUCUCUGGCGGCUGUGUACUCACUAACGUUACCUUCUCUGGCGGCUGUGUACUCACUAACGUUACCUUCUCUGGCGGCUGUCAUCAUGCACUCCACCCAACAAACUUUGUUCCUGACUGAAAUUUGGAAUGCAACUUGAGGUAAGCAACCUGUGUUCAAAAUAAUGCUGUGGUUAUAUUUGAUACAUGCAACUAUAAUUUGCUUAUGUUUAGGGCUGUGGCGGUCACAAAAGUUUGUCAGCCGGUGAUUGUCAAGCAAAUAACUGCCGGUCUCACGGUAAUUGACCGUUAAUUAACAUAAACACAUUUAGCAUCUCCUGGCUUCCACACAUAGCCUACAAGCCACUGAUGCAGAUCUUUGGAACAUCUACAUUUUAAAAAGUCUACUAAAUCCAUGUAAUAUAGCCUACACCUUCACAAUAAAUCCAUUAUUUAUUUUAGGCAGGUCUAAAGAAACAUGAUAUGAAGAAAAUGUAGUCUAUUUCAGAAGAACAGAAUAGCAUACUCUGAGUUGUCCUGAUCUGGCUGUGGGCUACACUAGUUCAUUAAGCAGACAAGAUUUGCUUAGAAUUUCGUGGCAUUAUUUUAUAGUAUGAAGAAUACAAUUGAACAAAGCUGAAUAAAAUAGAAAGGAGAGAUGUAUGUAUAUAUAUAUAUAUCUAUCUCGGAACGAUUUGAGGGAGUCCGCACAUGCGGCUCUUCUAUGUUGAGCGGUUAACAAAGAAGUGGGUAUUCCUAUAUGCUUAAUUUAGAAUUAUGAAUGUAACUUUAGUUGUUCUACAAACGUUGGGCCAUAUGUUUUGAUUUUUAAUACAUUGUAAGGCUGCUUCUUCACAUUAUAAGCGCAUUAUUAGCGGGAAAACACCAUUAUCAAAAGUGACCGCAAAUGCGAUUAUGCAUUUAAUGCUUUUAUUAUAAAGGUGCAUAAAGGAAUUAUCUUCCCCAAACUUGAAACUCACGCGCUACUUAUGUACGCCAGUUACAGUGGGGAAAAAAAGUAUUUAGUCAGCCACCAAUUGUGCAAGUUCUCCCACUUAAAAAGAUGAGAGAGGCCUGUAAUUUUCAUCAUAGGUACACGUCAACUAUGACAGACAAAAUGAAUAAAAAAAAUCCAGAAAAUCACAUUGUAGGAUUUUUUAUGAAUUUAUUAGCAAAUUAUGGUGGAAAAUAAGUGUUUGGUCAAUAACAAAAGUUUUUCAAUACUUUGUUAUAUACCCUUUGUUGGCAAUGACACAGGUCAAACGUUUUCUGUAAGUCUUCACAAGGUUUUCACACACUGUUGCUGGUAUUUUGGCCCAUUCCUCCAUGCAGAUCUCCUCUAGAGCAGUGAUGUUUUGGGGCUGUCGCUGGGUAUACGGACUUUCAACUCCCUCCAAAGAUUUUCUAUGGGGUUGAGAUCUGGAGACUGGCUAGGCCACUCCAGGACCUUGAAAUGCUUCUUACGAAGCCACUCCUUCGUUGCCCGGGCGGUGUGUUUGGGAUCAUUGUCAUGCUGAAAGACCCAGCCACGUUUCAUGUUCAAUGCCCUUGCUGAUGGAAGGAGGUUUUCACUCAAAAUCUCACGAUACAUGGCCCCAUUCAUUCUUUCCUUUACACGGAUCAGUCGUCCUGGUCCCUUUGCAGAAAAACAGCCCCAAAGCAUGAUGUUUCCACCCCCAUGCUUCACAGUAGGUAUGGUGUUCUUUGAAUGCAACUCAGCAUUCUUUGUCCUCCAAACACGACGAGUUGAGUUUUUACCAAAAAGUUAUAUUUUGGUUUCAUCUGACCAUAUGACAUUCUCCCAAUCCUCUCCUGGAUCAUCCAAAUGCACUCUAGCAAACUUCAGACAGGCCUGGACAUGUACUGGCUUAAGCAGGGGGACACGUCUGGCACUGCGUAGUGCGUUACUGAUGGUAGGCUUUGUUACUUUGGUCCCAGCUCUCUGCAGGUCAUUCAUUAGGUCCCCCCGUGUGGUUCUGGGAUUUUUGCUCACCGUUCUUGUGAUCAUUUUGACCCCACGGGGUGAGAUCUUGCGUGGAGCCCCAGAUCGAGGGAGAUUAUCAGUGGUCUUGUAUGUCUUCCAUUUCCUAAUAAUUGCUCCCACAGUUGAUUUCUUCAAACCAAGCGGCUUACCUAUUGCAGAUUCAAUCUUCCCAGCCUGGUGCAGGUCUACAAUUUUGUUUCUGGUGUCCUUUGACAGCUCUUUGGUCUUGGCCAUAGUGGAGUUUGGAGUGUGACUGUUUGAGGUUGUGGAAAGGUGUCUUUUAUACUGAUAACAAGUUCAAACAGGUGCCAUUAAUACAGGUAACGAGUGGAGGACAGAGGAGCCUCUUAAAGAAGAAGUUACAAGUCUGUGAGAGCCAGGAAUCUUGCUUGUUUGUAGGUGACCAAAUACUUAUUUUCCACCAUAAUUUGCAAAUAAAUUCAUUAAAAAUCCUACAAUGUAGUUUUCCAGAAUUUUCUUUCUCAAUUUGUCUGUCAUAGUUGACGUGUACCUAUGAUGAAAAUGACAGGCCUCUCUCAUUUUUUUAAGUGGGAGAACUUGCACAAUUGGUGGCUGACUAAAUACUUUUUUGCCCCACUGUAUAUAAGCAGAUUGUAAAGUGGAUUAAUGUACUUAAUUUUAAGAAGUUAUUUGGCCACUUUAGUUUUUAUACAAACCUUAUCAAAACAUAUAGGACUAUGGGCUAGGCUACAUGAAGUGUGCGACUAUGAUUAGAAAAAGUCGCAAAGAAAAGGCAUUGUUUCUCGCUGGGCAUCAUUCACAAGUGAUAAUAUAUCAUUCACAAGUGAUAGGCUAAUAUUGUCACCUGUCAGACUAUUCUUGAUUUAAUCUUGUCUUUACAUAUACUAAAUAAUAUAUGUGUGAAAUUUGUUUUGAUUUAGAAUGGACCAUUAUCAUGCACCUGUCUCGAAACAGGGGCAGGGGAAAAAAUUAAUGUAAUCUAUGUACUUAAAUAGCGAAUGGAGGACGCUAUUCCCAUGGUUCAUUUUCAUGCCAGCCAGAUAGGCUAUACUCCUAUUGUAAAGAGAAGCAAUGUGCUUAAUAUUAGGAAAGUUGAGAAAUAAAUGUAGUAGGCCUAGCCUAUAGAAAUCUGAUGGGAUCCUCUUUUUAAUAGAGGCCCCAUCACUCUGUUUUCUCACGCAAUUGCAUAGCCUAUAGAAAUGUUGCGCAACAUGAGCUCAUGGGCUCUCAUGAAGUGUUUGAUUAGGUUUUCGAUCACAUUUGCAUUGAUGUCAGAGUUAUUAGAGGGACAAUAGAGUGCUGAGUACCAGGCAGUUAGCAAGUUUGGUAGGCUACUAAUGACCAGCAGCAGCAUCAGAGCUUGGAGAAGCCUAAUUACUGUGACUAAACAGUCACGUGGAAUUUGACUGCCUUCAUGACUCGUGACCCCCGGUGUGGCGGUCAGCCCUACUUAUGUUUCAAUAGCGCAAAUUAUAACACACAAAGUUAUUAACGUUAGCUACCUAGCUACUUUAGUAUCUAAGCUGGCAAGCUAAAAUGGAACAUCAGAGUUCAGAGUGUGAUGUCAGAUAUGUCAAAUCGGAUAGCUUUAUCCAAUAAUAUCACGUGUGACAGCUGUGAGCAGCCAGUCGCAUUCCCUUACCAGCCAUUAGUCUACUCAGCUGCUUCUCUCCAGACCCGGGGCCAGGAUAAAGUGACUAAGGGGGCAGUAUACAUUUUUUUGAGUUCUGCUUAUGUCACGCUAUACCACAAUAACCAUACAGUUCAAAUGCCGAGAGUCUGAGACCAUUGAUUGAGUGCUUUUGAAGUGACAGGUUGGCACAAAAUUCAUAGCCCAUCUCUGCUGCGUAUCAUCAGAAUGACACACUAAAGCAAGGCUGUUUUGGUAAUGAAUAUAGGCUACAAGAUAGAUAGAUAGAUAGAUAGAUAGAUAGAUGGGGUAAGUCACCUAUUACAAACAGCCUAUGUGAAUGUAGCCAUAAACACCGCUGUCUUACCAAAAUAAUGCAAAAAUAAAUGCUGGAAGUAGUAGCCUAGUUAUUCAUGCAUGCAAACAAAAAUACUGGAUAGCAGUUUGGCUUAGUAUACUGACACAACUGCGAAUGCAAACGAAUGAAUGCAAAUAGAACAAAACAGUGGGACCAAGUAGGACUAGUAAAGAAUAUCAGAUUGAUAAAGGCAUGACACAAUCUAUAUUUAGGCUAGUUACAUUAACAGUAAACAAACGCAGAAAACAAAAGGUGAAUGAUACUACUGCGCUGCACUGUUGGAGCUAGGAACACAAGCAUUUUGCUACACCCGCAAUAACAUCUGCUAAAUAUGUAUAUGUGACCAAUAAAAUUUGAUUUGAUUUGAAUGGAGAUCCAAAGAACCAAAACACAGCCUACUACCGUGAGAUGCAGCCAUGCACAGCCGGCUUGCCAAAUAGGCCUAUACAGGCCCUCUUCAAACAUGGAAUAUAAUGCCGCUCGCUCAUGAGUUCAGCAACACGUUGUGAUAUGGAACAAUACACUUAUGUGAUACAAUUCGACCCAUGUAAUCAAUUAAGCAAUGCCAGCCUACCAUAAACAUGUUUCCAGAGGAUUGAGAUUGUUCAAAAAUAUUAUCUGAAAAUAUGCUAAUUACAUGCAAUUUUUUGUCACCUUUCUGGACCCUCGCCAGUUUGCAUCCCUGUUAUGAGCUCACCCGAUCUAGUUGCAGUCCGUACACUGGCUGGUCUGUCAUUAACUAGCCCUUGACUAAACUUUCAAUUCAAAUCUUGCAAGGUUUAGUGAGGGGCCAUUUAGUCAGGGACUAGUUUAGUGGCACUCAGCUGGGUGCGUCUCGGAAGACGCGAGAGGAGGCCAAUCUUCAAAUCCCAUAAAUGUGCCUAUGUUUUCAUUAGUCGGUGUCCACCACAUUUUGUUGGGGUACCGGGCAGGUGCGCCGGUAGUAUUUUGUAUUUCCUAAGACCGGGGAAAGUUUCAAGUUGGGAUUUUGCACUACGCCACUUACAAUGAAUAUCCCCUUCUCCUCUUUGGGUAACAUUUUAGUAUUUUACCAGUCUUAACCCCUGUUUUCUCCCUCCCUCAGAGCUCCUGCAUCCCCUUUGACUACUGGAAGGAGACCGUGUCAGUGCUGCUGGGCUCAGACAGGACUUCUCUGUGUGCCAUAGCCAGCUACAUAGACGAGCCCUUCAUGGACCUGGACAGGGACCUGCUGGAGGAUUAACCCAUACAGGAGGGCUUGGCUGGGCUGGUGGAGGGGUAGGGGGUCGCUGGGGUAUGGACACCUAUCAGGAGUGAUGACCAUGCCAGAAAGACAGAGCUGGGCUGUAACUAUGGCUGGACACAGGGACUCGUCGCUAUGCUGUCUGUAGCUAGGCCAGGAGGCUGUUACUAAAGAGGGGGGGGGGGGGGGGGGACUCUACAAUCCUGGCCAUCUUCACUCCUUUUCUCUUCAGAGGAGAAGGGGUGAGAGUGCACCUGUUUGUCUGUCCAUCCCAGACCCUACAGUAGAGAGAUAUACAUUUAUUGGACCUUGAAAUACUCCUAUGUUGGUGGUUUGCUUUAGGUGAAAUCAAAUAGCCUUUUUAUAUAUUACAUAAAUAUAUGGAAAAAUCUAUACGUACGAUGCAACAAAUUAGAUGGAUGGAUCUAUCCAUCUAUCACAGAAAAUGAUUUGUUUUCACCGUGGGGGGCUUGUCAUAGGAGGGGAGGCCCAGAGUAUGUGUCUAAAGACUAGUCCCCCUGCGUCUCUUCUAGACCACAUGGCUCUCUUAGAGAUGGGAAGUGUUGACUCCAUGUCUGGGAGCCUAAGAGGGCUGCACAUGACUGGAUGCAGAGAUGGCAUCAGUCUUGUCCAGUGGUCUUUUGAAUGAACAGCUUCGUCUCUGAUCUAUAUGUGUAUGUAGGCCUCUCUCUUAGGUGAAUCUAGUCGACUGAUACUUUGUAGCUUUACUCAGCCCGUCCAGGUAGCUUGUGGAUCUGUUGAUGGUUUACAUUCUAUGGGGUCCUGUGGUGGAUGAGAUGGGGCUUUGGACGGGACUCCCACUCACCUGAUGCCACAACCCCUUCAUGACUUCACUCAGAGACAAGGAAACAUUUUCCUUUCUGGUUUUGUUUUUCAUCUUGUUAAGAGAAUAGCUUUUAGAUCUAAAUAAAGUGUAGAUAAAAGGAAGAUAAAAGGAAGAUAAAACAUUGCAUUGUUUGAAUUGUUAUUUUGAUGAGACGUUGUUUUUAUUUUGUAUCCAUCAAGUGAAAGGAGGUUUGGUAGAAGAAUAAACUAUGCAGGUUCUAGUAUUUAAUCCCACUCUGUCUCCGACAGUUCUCACAACGGUUCUUUCACUUCUUAUCCUUCAACCAACAGCCACGCUGUGCUGCAUCACUUGAUUGUUCUCUAGUCAUCCACUUAACUCUUGACUGCUCUUAUCUUACCAUGAGCCUAGACUUUGACAAUCUUGAUCUGUCUUUGUGUGAUGAUUCUGUGCUUGGUGUCACCUCUAAUGUGAUUGGCUAAAGGGGGGGAAUGGGUGUGGUUAUAUUGCUAUGGCUCCUCUGGCUAGAAUGUGCUGAUGUUGCCGUGGCAAUGGAUGCUGAGCUGAGUAAGCAUUUUGCAUUUCUCCAAACAAAAAAUUAGUCCAAAAUUUGACAAAUGAUUGCGCUACCUCAUUUUUCAACCCAGCAAGCACCAAUUGGAUCACUCACAGGGUUUAUGUCGAAAUGGAACUAAUCCUGUUCAAAUGUUUUUCUUUGUACGUUCACAUGAAUGAAUGUAUGAAAGCAAUCUGUUCAUAAUCUGGUUUGCCCUAAGAGUUGGUAGUACUACAUGACCACGGGCUUUCCUACGAUGUGUGUCCUCGCAGCAUUUAGUUUCUUUACCUACCUACACUUCACCACUACUUCAUGUGGAUGACUUGUAUUCAUGUACGUCAUGGAAGGAGCCUGCAAUGUUCUACUGGUACAGCACCAGUUACGUCAUUCUGUGUGUCCAGUCUUAUCUUGUUCUAGUGUUUGGAACAGAACUGUUGCUGUGAGAACUCCAUGCAUGUUCCACGCUCCCCAAGAGACAUGAUUGCCUGUGGAAUCCCAGAUUGUCCGUUUUUUUUGUUUGGCAUCUGGUGCAGAGUAGAUAACCUACUUUAAAAAAAUCUCAUCUUAAUUAAUUCUAGAUAUAACUUUGAAAAUCAAAUGCAGUACUGUAUUUCUUAUACUAUCCCUCAUUAACAGCCACAAAUAUUUUGUAUUGUUGAAACAUUGUACAGAUUUGCUUCACGCUAAGAACUGAAAGACACUUCAGAAGCAGCCUAAAUCCAAUACAAAAAAAUUGAAGGUCUGAGUUGAUAAU
Coregonus sp. 'balchen' is the source of this 15619-nucleotide messenger RNA. The record is from the annotation of a GenBank genome assembly. Lineage: Eukaryota; Metazoa; Chordata; Actinopteri; Salmoniformes; Salmonidae.